This is a messenger RNA of Aphidius gifuensis, 1596 nucleotides long. RefSeq names its product NEDD8-conjugating enzyme Ubc12 (gene UbcE2M). The record is from RefSeq and is a predicted model, not a curated record. NCBI's taxonomy places the organism in Eukaryota, Metazoa, Arthropoda, Insecta, Hymenoptera, Braconidae. The coding region runs from base 305 to 850 and encodes 181 amino acids. The transcript is spliced from 4 exons.
CUAACUCACUUGCUUGUUUGCUUGUCAAAAAGAAAUAACACAUAUAUUUAUUAAUAUUAGUUAUUUCUUUAUUAUUAUACAAUAUUAUAGAUAAAUAAUAUAUUCUAGUAUUAUUUCUAUUAUUCACUAUCAAGGUAAUAAAAGAAAAAAAUCCUUGAAAAAAUAAAAAAAAUAAGUUCAUAGAAAUAUUUUUUUAGUAAAUAAUUUUUUAAUUAAAAACAAAAAAGUUUCAAUACUACAUUGUCGUGUAUUUUUAUUGUAUGUAUAAUAAAGUCGUGAAGACAAUUAAACACCUAUCUUUAACAUGAUUAAAUUAUUUUCAUUGAAACAAGCAAAAAAAGAUGGUGAAUCACCAAAAGCAGGUACUCAAAAAAAAGCAUCAGCAGCACAAUUGAGAAUAACAAAAGAUAUCAAUGAAUUAAAUUUACCUAAAACUUGUAAUACUGAAUUUCCAAAUCCAGAUGAUUUGUUGAAUUUUAAAUUAAACAUAAGUCCUGAUGAGGGUUUUUAUAAAGGAGGAAAAUUUACAUUUAGCUUUAAAGUUGGGCCAAAUUAUCCUCAUGAACCACCAAAAGUAAAAUGUGAAACACAAGUUUAUCAUCCAAAUAUUGAUCUUGAGGGUAAUGUUUGUCUUAAUAUAUUGAGGGAAGAUUGGAAACCAGUAUUGACAAUCAAUUCAAUUGUUUAUGGUCUUCAAUAUUUGUUUUUGGAACCAAAUCCAGAAGAUCCAUUAAACAAAGAUGCUGCUGAAGUUUUGCAAAAUAAUAGACGUGCUUUUGAACAAAAUGUUAUAAAAGCAAUGAGAGGUGGUUAUGUUGGAUCAGCCUAUUUUGAAAGAUGCUUAAAGUGAUAUAUUGUCAAUAAUAAAUAAUAAAACAACGACAAAAACAACAACAACAACAACAAUUACAUUGUACAAACGACAAUAUAAAUCAUAGAUUGUCGUUUGUAUUUUACUAAGUUUAUGUUAAUUUACAAAAAUAAAAAAAAACAAAGCUAACAAAAUUUAUUAUUAUUAUUAUUAUUACAAUUUAUUUCUACAAAAGUAUUUUUCAGUUUAUUAAACAUCUUGAUUAGACAACAAAUUUGAUGUAAAACAAAAAAUAUGUGAAUUAAUCUGUCAUUAAAAAAAAAAAAAAGAAAAAAAUAAUAUUAAAAAAUUUAAUUUAUAUCUGCUUUUCUUUAUUAUUAUUUUUUUUUUUUAAAUUAAUUUUAUUUUGUGUAUGAAAAUAAAGAACAAGUUUUAAAACUUGGCGAGAGAUAAUGAUAAAUAGCUUUUUAUUUCACUUUAUAUUUAAAAAAUAAUUAAAAUCAUCUCUUAAAUAUUUGUCAUUAUUUUUGACGAUUAAUUUUAAUAAAAUUAAACUUAUUUAUUUAAAAAAAAAACUUUUAACAAAUUAAUCAUUAAAAAUUUAAAUAUCAUACAAUUAAUUUUUCAUGUAUACAAAAAUAUUUAUAGUAUUAUUGUGAAAUAAUUAAAAAUUUCAUAAAAAUAUAAAUGUUUUUAUAAAGUAUUGAUUCAUUUUUUUUUUUUUAAUUUAAAUUAAUUUGUAUUAAUAAUUAAUUCAAUAUUAAUAAAAAAAUAAAUAAAUACAA